Messenger RNA from Pteronotus mesoamericanus, 2085 nucleotides. RefSeq names its product protocadherin beta 6 (gene PCDHB6). The coding region runs from base 124 to 2085 and encodes 653 amino acids. The transcript has a single exon. The record is from RefSeq and is a predicted model, not a curated record. Gene Ontology annotation, cellular component: plasma membrane. Gene Ontology annotation, molecular function: calcium ion binding. Gene Ontology annotation, biological process: homophilic cell-cell adhesion. Lineage: Eukaryota; Metazoa; Chordata; Mammalia; Chiroptera; Mormoopidae.
GGAGCCACUGAGCCGUGCCUGCUACCAUUCCAGGUGUUACUGGAAAAUCCCUUACAGUUUUUCCAGGCUGCCUUGCGAGUCAGUGAUAUAAAUGACCACGCCCCGGAGUUCCUGGCUAGAGAAAUGCUACUACAAAUACCAGAAAAUACUGCACCAGGAAAGAUAUUUCCUUUGAAAAUGGCACAGGAUUUAGACGUGGGUAGCAACAGCCUUCAGAGCUAUGUAAUCAGCUCCAAUUCUCACUUCCACGUUCUUACUCGAAAUCGCAGCGACGGCAGAAAGUUCCCAGAGCUGGUUCUGGACAAAGCGCUGGACCGCGAGAAGCAAGCGGAGCUCAGGCUAACCCUCAUCGCGGUGGACGGUGGGUCUCCGCCCCGGUCAGGGACCACAGAGAUUCAGAUCCGGGUCUUGGACGUUAAUGACAACGCCCCUGAGUUUGCUCAGGAGCUCUAUGAGGCGCAAGUCCCUGAAAACAGCUCCCUUGGCUCUCUGGUUAUCACCGUGUCAGCGAGAGAUUUAGAUGCAGGAUCCUUUGGAGAAGUAUCUUAUGCUCUAUUUCAAGCUGAUGAUGUUAGUCAGCCCUUCGAUAUAAAUGCAAUCACAGGAGAAAUUCGACUGAGGAAGACAUUGGAUUUUGAGAAAUUUAAAUCUUAUCAUGUGGAUGUUGAGGCCACAGAUGGUGGGGGACUAUCAGGAAAAUGCUCUAUAGUCAUAAAGGUUCUGGACGUGAAUGACAAUGUCCCUGAAUUGACCAUGUCCUCUCUCAUCAGCCCCAUCCCUGAAAACCUGCCAGAGAUAACAGUGGCAGUUUUCAGCGUAUCAGAUGCAGAUUCUGGACACAACCAACAGGUUAUUUGUUCUAUAGAUGACAAUCUCCCCUUUCUUCUAAGACCUUCGGUGGAAAAUUUCUACACCUUGGUAACAGAAGGAGCGCUGGACAGAGAGCUCCAGGCCGAGUACAACAUCACCAUCACCGUCACCGACAUGGGGACCCCCAGGCUGAAAACCCAGCACAACAUCACCGUGCAGGUGUCCGACGUCAACGACAACGCCCCCGCCUUCACCCAGACCGCCUACACCCUCUUCGUCCGCGAGAACAACAGCCCCGCCCUGCACAUAGGCAGCGUCAGCGCCUCGGACAGAGACGCGGGCGCCAACGCCCAGGUCGCCUACUCGCUGCUGCCGCCCCGCGACCCCGGCCUGCCCCUGGCCUCGCUCGUGUCCAUCAACGCGGACAACGGGCAGCUGUUCGCCCUGAGGGCGCUGGACUACGAGGCCCUGCAGGCGUUCGAGUUCGGCGUGGGCGCCACGGACCGCGGGUCGCCGGCGCUGAGCAGCCAGGCGCUGGUGCGCGUGCAGGUGCUGGACGCCAACGACAACGCGCCCUUCGUGCUGUACCCGCUGCAGAACGGCUCCGCGCCCUGCACCGAGCUGGUGCCCCGCGCGGCCGAGCCGGGCUACGUGGUGAGCAAGGUGGUGGCGGUGGACGGCGACUCGGGCCAGAACGCCUGGCUGUCGUACCAGCUGCUCAAGGCCACGGAGCCCGGGCUGUUCGGCGUGUGGGCGCACAACGGCGAGGUGCGCACGGCGCGGCCGCUGGGCGAGCGCGACGCGGCCCGGCACCGGCUGCUCGUGCUGGUCAAGGACAACGGCGAGCCGCCGCUGUCGGCCAGCGUCACGCUGCACGUGCUGCUGGUGGACGGCUUCUCGCAGCCCUUCCUGCCGCUGCCCGAGGCGGCGGCCGCCGCGGCGCGGGCCGACCCGCUCACCGUCUACCUGGUCGUGGCGCUGGCGUCGGUGUCGUCGCUCUUCCUGUUCUCGGUGCUGGCGUUCGUGGCGGUGCGGCUGUGCAGGAGGCGCAGGGCCGGCUUGGCGGGUGGCUGCUCGGUCCCCGAGGCCCGCUUCCCGGGCCACCUGGUGGACGUCAGCGGCACGGGGACCCUGUCCCAGAGCUACCAGUAUGAGGUGUGUCUGAUGGGAGGCUCGGGGACCAGCGAGUUCAAGUUCCUCAAACCGAUUCUCUCCAACUUUCCUUCUCAAGGAACUUGGGAGAGAAAUGAAGGAAAACCCUACCUUUCAGAAUAG